Molecule: messenger RNA, 1659 nt
Organism: Protobothrops mucrosquamatus (brown spotted pit viper)
Lineage: Eukaryota; Metazoa; Chordata; Lepidosauria; Squamata; Viperidae
Gene: RANBP3
Product: RAN binding protein 3
Exons: 16
Coding region: 25-1509 (494 amino acids)
Biological process (GO): protein export from nucleus
Cellular component (GO): nuclear pore; cytoplasm
Molecular function (GO): GTPase activator activity
Source: RefSeq, a predicted model, not a curated record
UGUGGGAGUGAUUAAGGAAGUAAAAUGGCGGACCUGGCCAACGAAGAAAAGCCAGCCAUUGCACCUCCCGUCUUUGUAUUUCAGAAAGAUAAAGCACAGAAGAGAUCAGCAGAUGAGUCAAGUCCAGAAGAUGGGGAAGAAUCUGACCGAGAAGAUGGGGGUUACUGUCCUCCUGUAAAACGGGAAAGAACGUCUUCAUUAACACAGUUUCCUCCUUCACAGCCAGAGGAAAAGAGCACUGGAUUCAGACUGAAGCCACCGACUCUCAUCCACGGCCAGGCACCAAGUGCAGGAGUCCCAAGUCAGAAACCGAAGGAACAACAGCGAAGUGUCUUGCGCCCAGCAGUAUUGCAAGCUCCCCAGCCAAAAGCUUUCUCACAAACAGUUCCAAGCAGUGGAACCAAUGGUGUAAGUAUCCCUCCAGAUCCUCUGGCUGCUACAUUUGAACCCACAACUAAUACCAUACCGAAAAGUCCCGAUUCAGAAGACAUGGAGAACCCAUGCCAGAAAAAUAAACCCAACAAUGCUUCACAUACUGAAAAAUGUGAAAAAGAGCAGAACACACAGCAAUCCUUUGUGUUUGGGCAAAACCUAAGAGACAGAGUGAAGCUAGGAGAUGAAGGGGAUGAAUCAGCUGAUGUGCAAAACACCUGGCUCCCAAGCUCUGAGAUGCCUUCUGCUACAAACUACUUCCUGCAGUAUAUCAGCUCCAGCAUAGAAAACUCUACACACAGUGCCGAUGCUUCCACCAACAAAUUUGUAUUUGGGCAGAAUAUGAGCGAAAGAGUGCUGAGUCCACCCAAAUCAAGUGAGCUCAGCACAGACAGUAACAAGGAAAACACCACUGGUGACUCUGGCUCUGAAUCUUCAUCACAGGAAGCCACACCAGAAAAAGCCAACAAUAUUUCAGAAUCGCUCGCUGAGUCCGCCGCAGCAUAUACAAAAGCAACGGCCAGGAAAUGUCUCCUGGAGAAGGUAGAAGUAAUCACAGGAGAGGAAGCUGAGAGUAAUGUGCUACAGAUUCAAUGCAAGUUGUUUGUCUUUGAUAAGAGCUCCCAGUCCUGGGUGGAAAGAGGCCGAGGGCUUCUGAGGCUGAAUGACAUGGCAUCUACAGAUGAUGGGACAUUGCAGUCACGGCUGGUAAUGAGAACACAAGGCAGCCUGCGAUUAAUCCUGAACACCAAACUGUGGGCUCAGAUGCAAAUUGAUAAAGCCAGUGAGAAAAGCAUCCGAAUCACAGCCAUGGACACGGAAGACCAAGGAGUCAAAGUGUUCCUUAUAUUGGCAAGUUCUAAAGACACGGGACAGCUAUAUGCAGCUUUGCACCAUCGGAUCCUGGCUUUGCGGAGUCGUGUAGAGCAAGAGCAAGAAGCCAAAAGUGCAGCACCAGUGCCCGAAGUGACACAAUCCAAUGAGGAAGACAGCGAUGAUGACGUUCUCGCCCCUUCGGGAUCACCUGGAAGCGGUCCCACUGAUGAAGUGGAUGGGCAAACAACCAGCAGUACAUAGCGGCCACGAUCCAGACCACUUGGAAGAGCAGCUGCCAGAAACCCCCUUUCGCAGGGCCCUUUGUGAGACUCAUGCCCCGGGCCAUCUUUUGCUCUGGACAGCAACAGAGGCUCUGAGAUUUAAGAACUCUGCAUCCUUGUUCUGGGUUUU